Molecule: messenger RNA, 714 nt
Organism: Arachis stenosperma
Lineage: Eukaryota; Viridiplantae; Streptophyta; Magnoliopsida; Fabales; Fabaceae
Exons: 6
Coding region: 1-630 (209 amino acids)
Source: RefSeq, a predicted model, not a curated record
AUGAGAACCUUCAAAUGCAGAGAUUUGGCUGUUGUUUUCUUAGUAACUCUCUUCACUUGCAACCAUUCUUCUACAUCCCAAGAUAUAGAUAUAUGCCAAGUGGUAUUUUGUGGGGUGGGAAGAUGCCAUGAAACAAGAGAAUUUCCAGGUUACAGAUGCGAUUGUAAGCGUGGUUGGUCGAAAAUUACUCUUCCUACUAUCUCAUCUGCUUGCAUUGUUCCUAACUGUACCAUUGAUAGGCAAUGUCAUAUACUACCUGUUCCUCUUCCAUUUCCUCCAGCUCCCUCUCCAACGCAGCUUCAUGAUCGCUCUGAAUCUUGUUUAUUUUGUGGAGAUGGAGAGUGUGAGGCAAAAGGCUUAUACAACACUGUAUGUCACUGCAAUCAAGGUGCCGCCAAUCUCCACAACAAUCCACUCUUCCCUUGCUUCCCCAAAUGUGCUAUGAGAGGAAAUUGUAGUGAUGGAGUUGAUCUUGGCUUCGGAGAUCCACCGCCAUCACCACCACCUCAACAAUCUGCCUCCCCUCCUCCUCGAACUUCCGGCGGGUCAGGUGAAAUGCUGAACAACUCAAGGGAACUCCUCCAUAAACUAGUAGCUACCAUGGUGUUGACAACAAUAUUUUUAAUUUAGAUUUAAAUUUAUAUUCAAAAUAUUCCAUUUUUCCAAGAACAUUAUUGUCCAUUAUUCGACCAGCCGAAUCUAAAGUGCAGCGAA